Messenger RNA from Sycon ciliatum, 2199 nucleotides. Its product is annotated as acid phosphatase type 7-like. Gene Ontology annotation, molecular function: acid phosphatase activity; metal ion binding. The coding region runs from base 471 to 1811 and encodes 446 amino acids. The record is from RefSeq and is a predicted model, not a curated record. Lineage: Eukaryota; Metazoa; Porifera; Calcarea; Leucosolenida; Sycettidae. The transcript has a single exon.
GGCGAAGGUAGUUUGUCUUUCUUUACCUCUCUUUCGUCGUACAGCUAAAGUAAUCGUAACUCUAGACUACAGAUACACGGCCCUUGUAUGUGUGAUUUGGAGUCACAGUUCCAACUUUGUUAGGCUGAAAAUCUCUACACGGCUACAGCAGGCCCCGUUGACCUUCAAACUCGACCCGGCACGAGUUGCAUAGUCGCUGCAAAAAAAGGAGGCGUAGGCGAGGCAGGUUGAUCACGCGCAAGGGGCAACGUCAACGCGAUGUCACCCUAGCCUUUUCAAGUAUUAGUUACAUGACUAGUCUGGUAGUUACUUGGUAGUCGACAGUCCCAACUUUCAUUCAACACUGACCGCCGACCACUGGCUCUAGUUUUGAGGCAUCGACGGGACGACGUGGAAACGACGUACCUGUUGAUGAAGCAGUAAUUGCAGUAAGUGCAAUCUUGAAGAAUCUGCUCCUCCUCUGCACCGAAAUGGAUGUGCCCGGGACAUAUCGCUUGGUUCUCGUUCUCGUCAUGCUUGGACUAACGUUACCAACAUGUUUUAGCAUGAGGAACGACGCCGGGCACGGUAUUUCAACGGUAGAUACUCCCUACGGCUUGCACUUGUCGUUUGGUGGUGGAGGCGUAGUAAUGGGGUCAGUUCGCUGCAUUUGGGCAACCGGCAGGCGUUGGUCUCCUAGUUUGAAUGGCAGUGCAGUGUGUCGCUAUGGCCUAGCUCCAGAUCAGCUUCAUUUGACAUCAGGCGGCCUUACUUACACGUACACGGCUGGAAACUUCACUGGCUCACUGCACGAGGUCACGAUGGUCAGCAUACCGAGAAGUCCUGGCUCAAGAGUGUACUACCAGUGCGGUAGUGAUGCAGCAUGGAGCGACAUCUUCAACUUCACCAUACAGGCAGAAAACGUCACCACCUCGGCCAACUCCUCUCAGCCUUGGAUUGGUGUUAUCUGCGACAUGGGUGUUAAACAUUCCGAAGACACGGUGUCAUCCAUAAGCAAGGCUGUGAAACAAGGCAACGUGCAGGCGGUCGUGCAUGGAGGAGACAUCUCGUACGCUAAUGACUACGAUCCAUCUGCCAACAACGCCUACAUCUGGCAGGAUUACUUUAACGAAGUUUCGCACUUCGCGGCAUACGUUCCCUACAUGACGUGUCCUGGAAAUCACGAGGCGCAGUUUGCUUUCGCUGGCUAUCUCAAUUGGCUGCGCAUGCCAGACAUCAGUGGCUCGCCGUUCUAUCAUUCGUUCGACUACAUGGGCAUACACUUCCUGAUGUUCUCCACCGAGCACGACUUCAGCAAUGGCAGCGCGCAGCACGGCUGGAUGGUGAAAGACUUGCAGCGGGCACACGCCAAUCGAGAGAACGUGCCAUGGAUCAUCGUCAUUGGCCAUCGGCCACUCUACUGCUCUGAUCUAGUGCUGCUGAAAAGAUGCGUGGAGGAGGCGCCAGUAUUCCGCGGCUACAUCGAAGACCUGCUGAACCUGUACCGAGUCGACGUCUACAUCAGCGGACAUAAUCACCAGUACGAGCGAUCGUACCCGGUUUACAACCUGACGGCCACCGCCAAGGACUACGUGGAUCCCAAGGCUCCCGUCUACAUAGUGGACGGUGCGGCCGGUUGCAAGGAGAGCAUUGAUCCAUCGUUCGAGCCGUCCGAGUUGGUCCCGUGGAGAGCACACCACAGCGACUACUUCGAGAGGAGCUGGUUGAAAAUCCGUGCCACGCCGAAGGUCUUGCAGUUCCAGCUGACAUCGAGCGCAGACGACCGCGAGCUCGACAGCUUUGAGAUCACAAGGAGCACAGUUGCGCAUUAGGCCUCAGCGUACGCCUUGCAAUUACCAGUAGAUUGAAGUUUUGGUGAAGCAAUUCUGCACUGCAAAUAGUGUACAUGUACAUGUCACAGCCAGCCAGCUAUUUAUGACUGUGUUUCAAUGUGCCAACCAGUGCUAAAAAAAACAGUAUACUCACAAGCGCUAACGUUAAUGUAAAGUGAGCGUUAAUGUGGGACGCCCUACUUUUAAAGCUAGUUUAGACAUGUACGUGAUUAUGUAAUUUCAACUAAUACUUGAAGAAUGCUUAGGCAUGUAUGUUCAAUUAACAGGUUUUGCUUCCAUACAUUGAUGAAACUGGCAACUAUUUACAUUGUAAAGUUGCUUGUUCUUUCCUUUUUCCCUAGGAUGCAAACACACCGGUGUCAGAGUA